AUGAAUUCACGGGUUUGCACAUCCCAUGCAAAGAGGUCGCGGCCAGCUCUGCAGAAGCAGAUAAAGCGACCGCCUUUGCGAGAACGAAUUGCAAACAGACCUGGUAUGCAAUCGACAUAUUCAGAAGACGACGAUGGCCUGUUGAUACAGCUGAAAGAGAAAGACAAAUUAUCAUCGGACGAAAUUGCAAAGUUCUUCCCAGGAAGGACCAAAGUGACGUUGCAAGUGCGCUACUCCACAAAGCUGCAGAACCACUCGCAGAUGUCGAAGUACAAGAAAGGCAAGGGAAUAUGCUCAUCAGGGUUUUUAAUGGACUUGCUUGAUCCACAGCUUCGAGAUGCCCUUCCUUCCACAUCAUCUCUAGCAGCAACUGCCGACUUCACCACGGGUCCUCACAGAGACAUACUAUCAACUAGGAACAAAGAGCAUACAACACUGCAACUGCAUUGUGGCAGCCAAGGAGUGGAAAGCGAUACAGAUGAGAUCUGCGACGUUGAAGCGCUUCUUGCCAAGUUGACAGUACGUAAUGUGGUUUGGUACCUCGUGAAGUGGGAAGGCUUUGGUGAUGAUAAAAAUAUGUGGCAGGAACAGGACGACAUUAGUUCGGAUCUCGUUGACAAUUUUGAGGCGAGCUAUCAAGGGAACUUCGGUGUGGAAUUACUCAAGAAGCGAGAACUAAGAGGGAAAAUUGAAUAUUUUGUAAAAUGGAAGGGCCGUCCAAUGAAGCAAACUUAG
Messenger RNA from Pseudogymnoascus destructans, 735 nucleotides. RefSeq lists its product as uncharacterized. NCBI's taxonomy places the organism in Eukaryota, Fungi, Ascomycota, Leotiomycetes, Thelebolales, Thelebolaceae. The transcript has 2 exons. Bases 1 to 735 code for a protein of 244 amino acids. The record is from RefSeq and is a predicted model, not a curated record.